AUGAAAUUUCUUAGUGCAACGAGAGCUUCAAAAGAUUUAACACAACAAAACAUGAAAGUUCAAGAAAAAAGCUAUGAGGAAAUUAGAAAGAGUUUUGAAGAAAGCUUAAACACUCUACUUAAUGAGCUUAUUUUUGAAGACGUGAAGGCAAUUUUAGAGCAAGCUCGUUCAAUUGUAGAGGAAAUCAAAAUGUUCAUUCCUACAAGGUAUGAAAAGUUCCAAAUAAUGGUAAAUUUGUACACCGAAAGGUUUAUUCAUAUGCUAAGAUUCAUUAGCCAAAGGGCUAAUGAGUUAACAAAUUAUGAGAUAUUAAAUGUAACAAGUUGGGUUGUUGAAUACCAAUAUAGUCUUAUUGGGCUUGGUGUUAAUGAGUCUUUGGCCCAUAUAUGCAUCGAGAGUGGUUCAAUUGACCUACUUGUGGAUACAUAUGUUGAGCGAUUUCUAUCUACAACAAAAAUAUGGUUCUUGAAUAUUUUAGAGGUAGAUAAGAAAAUAAAGGAAACUAAAGACGGAAAGUUAUAUACCUUAGUUGGUGUUGAAUUAUUUAGGACUCUUCAAUUUCAUAUUGAAAUUAUUCGAGAAAAUAAUAGUGUUGAAAUUUUGUUGUACAAAAUUUCCUUAGCCAUGAUUCAAGUGAUGGUCGAUUUUCAAACAGCUGAAAAGAAAAUAUUUGAAGAAGAAAUUAGUGUGGAACAUUUUUGUGCUAUGGUUAACAACAAUUUGAGAUUUUAUGAUUUUGGAUUGGAGCUUAGUAAUAGCAUCUUGGAAUCGCUUCCAAAUAAUUAUGCAAAGCAAUUUAGUUUUGAAGAUACAUGUGAAGGGUUUCUUGAUAUUGCUAAGGAAGCUAUGCUUAAAAUUGUAAGUCUGAUAUUUGAAGAUCCUUUGGUUCAUGAUUUGUUGGUCAAUUUAUACACAAAAGAAUGGAGUAAAGGUAAGGUUACUAAGAAUUUGGUUGAAACAUUUGAUCAAUAUUUUACUCAAGUAAAAAUGUACAUUGAAGAAAGUUUUUUUGGGAGAUUUGUUGAAGCUUGCUUGGAGAAAACCGUCAUUGUUUAUGUUGAUAAUCUUUUAUCACAAAAAAAGUACAUUAAGGAAGAAACUAUUGAACAAAUGUGGGUAGAUGAAGAAGUUAUAAUGACCUUUUUUUGGAAGCAUAUAAGUGUUUUUGAAGUUGAAAAAAGAAUGAGAAUACUUAGUGAUUUGAGGGAACUUGCUUCGAGAGAGACUAGUUUGGAUAGUUUCACAUUUAUUUAUAAAAAUAUACUCAAACAUCAACCUGAUUGUCCACCUCAAGUUGUGGAGAAAUUAAUUGGUCUAAGAAAAGGAAUUUAUUGGAAGGAUGCCAAUAAAAUCAUAGAAAAAUGCAAAGUGAUAUAUCAAAAUUCUCUAAUUGAUGGAAGGCCUCCUAAAAGGGGUUUUGUUUUUUCAAAAGUCAAGUUUUCAACAAUGUCUCAAUCUCAAGGGGGAUUUAGGAGUGGACUCAAUCGUCCGAUCCAAAUGCUAACCCAUGUAUACAAGCUCAUAUUUAAUAGGGCACACAAGUAA
Cicer arietinum (chickpea) is the source of this 1545-nucleotide messenger RNA. Its product is annotated as exocyst complex component SEC6-like. Gene Ontology annotation, cellular component: exocyst. Lineage: Eukaryota; Viridiplantae; Streptophyta; Magnoliopsida; Fabales; Fabaceae. Gene Ontology annotation, biological process: exocyst localization; exocytosis. The record is from RefSeq and is a predicted model, not a curated record. Gene Ontology annotation, molecular function: SNARE binding.